GCUGGAUCCUGGGUCCCCCGGGGCGGCCCCAGAGGGCGGGAGGCCGGGAGGAGGCGGCCGACGCAUCCGCCGCCGCAGGAGGCGGAGCGCUGCACCUGGCGGCCGGUCCUCCAGCUCAGCCCUGAAACGGGUCCAGCCGGUCGUGAGCGAAGGCAGCCGCGGCGGCAGCGGCGAGGCCCGGCCGGGGACCGGAGCGGGAGGAGGAGCGCACCAGAAGGUCGCGCGGCGGCUGCGCCAGGCCACCGCCGUCGCUCGCCCCACCCGGCUCGCAGCCAGCCGCCGCGCCCGCCGCAGCCCCGGGAGAGGAGCGAGCCACCCGACCGACAUGCUGCGCUCUGGCCCGCCCGCCGCCGCCGCCGCCCCGGCGCCCCGAGCCGCCGCCCCGCACCCCGGGGACAGGGUUCCCCGCGCCCCGCGCAGCUGAGCGCCUCCAGGUCACCAGUCAGGAUUCCGAAGGUCUCAGCCCCUGAUGGGAGUGGUAAGCCAUGGCUGCAGAUGAUAAAGUCGCAAUCCUAACUGAUGAUGAAGAGGAACAGAAGAGAAAGUACGUGCUUGCCGACCCCUUCAACGGCAUCUGCAGGGAACCGGAGCCACCGUCCAACGAAACCCCCUCCUCCACGGAGACCUCCGCCAUCCCCGAGGAGGAAAUAGACUGGAUAGAGAAACAUUGCGUGAAAAUAAACAAUGACCUUCUCAUUUCCAAGGUGUUUUAUUUUUUCUUUUAUUCUGCCUAUGGCUCUCUUUACCCACUCCUGCCUGUGUAUUACAAACAGCUGGGGAUGUCGCCCAGCCAGAGCGGAUUGUUGGUAGGCAUUCGCUACUUCAUUGAAUUCUGCAGCGCCCCCUUUUGGGGUGUCGUAGCAGAUCGUUUCAAAAAGGGCAAAAUUGUCCUCCUCUUCUCACUUUUGUGUUGGGUCUUGUUCAACCUGGGCAUUGGAUUUGUCAAGCCUGCCACCUUGAGAUGUAUACCAAAGAGUCCCCCCACAGCGCACCCCACCAACGUCAGUCACCCCGUCACCCCCCUGCCAAUGAAUGCCUCCACCAUGGCUUUCUUUACCAUGCCACCAAAGUCCCGUGAGAAAAGGAACGCGCUGUCCUCGCUGUCUGACACAGGGCCCAAUAGCUCAGACGCGGCUCUCUUCUCCACAACAGCCUUGACCUUGACCGGUGAACCCACGCUGCAGCCCCAGCCCGAGGAAGCAACCCACCCCCCGGGGAUGGACUUGGUGCUGAACACAAGCACGGCGACUCCCACCCACGCCGGGAACGCCACGGAGACAACCACCGCCGCGGGCGCCGCCACCACCACCAAAUCUUUACCCUCGGACCAAGUCACCCUCCUCUACGACCAGCAAGAGGUGGAGGCGAUAUUCCUGGUGAUCUUGGUGGUUGUCAUCAUCGGGGAAUUUUUCAGUGCCUCUUCGGUCACGAUUGUAGACACAGUGACGCUGCAGUACCUGGGGAAACACCGGGACCGCUACGGGCUGCAGCGCAUGUGGGGCUCCCUGGGCUGGGGCCUGGCCAUGCUGUCGGUGGGCAUCGGCAUUGACUACACCCACAUAGACGUGCUCAUCGACGGGAAGGGGUGUAAGCCCCCCGAGUACCGGAACUACCAGAUCGUCUUCAUCGUCUUCGGAGUUCUCAUGACCCUGGCCCUGGUCGUCGCCACUCAGUUCCGGUUCCGCUACAACCACUUCAAGCACGGCGACGGGAAAGGCAAAGAGGUGGAGAUCCCCCAGGUGGAAAGGGACAACUCCACCGAGUCCUCGGAGGAGACGCCGACGGCCGCGGCUCACUCGCAGGCCUUCAACUUCUGGGACCUGAUCAAGCUGCUGUGCAGUGUGCAGUACGGCUCGGUGCUGUUCGUGGCCUGGUUCAUGGGUUUUGGAUACGGCUUUGUGUUCACCUUUCUCUACUGGCACCUGGAAGAUCUGAACGGAACUACGACCCUCUUUGGGGUCUGUUCGGUCCUGAGCCACGUGUCCGAGCUCACGGCUUACUUCUUCAGCCACAAGCUUAUUGAGCUGAUUGGCCACAUCAGGGUUUUGUACAUUGGACUGGCCUGCAAUACAGCUCGCUAUAUUUACAUUUCCUACCUGGAAAAUGCCUGGACUGUCCUCCCCAUGGAGGUCCUGCAAGGAGUCACACAUGCAGCCAUCUGGGCAGCAUGCAUCUCCUACCUCAGUGCAGCUGUCCCCCCUGAGCUGAGGACUUCUGCCCAGGGCAUCCUGCAAGGUCUUCAUCUGGGUUUGGGGAGAGGAUGUGGUGCCAUGAUCGGAGGCGUGUUAGUCAAUUACUUUGGGGCUGCUGCGACCUUCCGAGGAAUUGGCAUGGCCUGCCUGGUGAUCCUCCUGCUGUUUGCCCUGAUCCAGUGGCUUGCAGUGCCAGACGAGGAAGAAGACAAGACAAUGUUGGCAGAAAGGAUUCCUGUUCCCUCUAGUCCCGUUCCCAUAGCAACCAUCGACCUGGUACAGCAACAGACAGAAGAUGUCAUGCCACGCCUGGAGCCCAGACUUCCACCCAAGAAAACCAAGCACCAGGAAGAACAGGAGGAUGUGAACAAACCAGCCUGGGGGGUCAGCUCUUCUCCCUGGGUGACCUUUGUGUAUGCCCUCUACCAGGUUAAAGAGAUGAUUCAACUGACGAGAGACAGCCGUGCGUCUGAGAUACAGCCUUUGCAGGGGACCAGUGAGAAUCGGGAAAUUUCUGCAGUUGGUGGAGCCCAGCGUGUCCCCUGUGAGACUCACUCUGACCCACCUAGAAACCAGCCAUUCCCUGACACAGCAGCAUCUCAAACGCAGUCCAGCCCCGCUCAUUCCAGUGCUGCCCCACAUGUAGAGGAGAGUGGGGAGCAGCAGGCUCAGCCCACUGCAGGAGAACACUGAAGGGCUCCUGAUCAUCUCACACCCCGCAUGGCACCAGGCACCUCAGCCAGGACACAGAGGGCAAGGCCCUCACCCUGGACAUGCCUUCCCAAGGGGAGCACCGCACUGCAUAUGCUUCUAUCUAAAUCACUACUAUGGAACCAUACACACACACACACACACACACACACACACACACACACACACACACACACACACGAGCUAUAGUACUUGUUGGCAGGAAAAGGGAAACCUCCACAGUCCUGUAGAUGCAGAAGGACAGGGUUGGGUAAGGACCUCCCCUCUUGGUUGGUUAGGUCCGAGCUAACUCCUCUGCUAGGGUCUAUGAGUGGGGAGCAAAACUCACACCAAAUGAACAGGUCUCAAGGUGAACUGUGACAUCAUCUUCCUUUCCUGAUUAUUUAUUCUAAAUAUUGGGUUCUCAGUGCAAAGCGAGAUAAAAAGAGUGCAUCUAUAGAUUUAUUUGUCUUAGAGAAAGGCAUUUUAGAAAUUAUAAGACAUAUUUAAAAGGGAACCAGAUGGAAGUUAGUGGAACAUACACACUUUUUUUGUUGUUUAAAAAGGUUCAAGGUUUCUCUGAACCUUGCACAUCUCUAGCAAAUCUAUUUUUAUAUGCACAUGUCUAUAGUGAAAACCGACUACUGCAUACUGAGUUGAGCUUUAAGAGGCCCUUGUCUCAAUGGGCUGUAAGAAGGAGCAGAAGUGAGAGACUGUUUCAAAGAAUCCCCCCCAAGUCAUUCUCCUAAAACUUGACAGACGAGGGUUGACAAUGCAGAUCCCACAGCAACAGCCGUCGCUGUACUAUUUACAAAGAGCAGGAUAAGAUUUAAGUGCCUGGGGAGGGGCACUGUGUUUAAAAAUUACAUAUUAGGUCUGUUCUAUGAGGUAGUAAGUUGGAAGCCAGGAAUAGGAAUUGUGGGAACAAGAAGAGCUGUCUAAGACUUAAGCAAAUCUUAGUAUGUUCUUCUCCCCUAACUGUAGUCAUACACUGGAACCUUUAGGUUUGGGCUAGCUCCACCUUUUACCACCACAGACAGGAGGUGUCCUGAGCGGAAAGGAGAGGCUUCUGGGAGGCCUGUGGAUGUGGAAUGCGCUGUGGCCUAACAAAGGGCAGUCAUAGUGUGGAUAGACAUUGAGUAUGAACUUGAGAGAAUGGGUGGAAAUGGGAGCUCACCUUAGCCUCUGACCCCGAGCAGGUGGGAUCAGCCGUAUGUAACGUGAAGGCUUCCCUGUGAUAUCUCCGCCUGUCCCUGCAUCUGGGAGGAGACAUUCUACACCUGGGUGUCUAGCUUCACCACAAAACACAGCUUAAAAUGACGGGAACAGUCAAGCAGAUGGUUAUUUUUGCACUUGAACGAUACUGUACUGUCAGUCACCAUGACUCAUUUUAAGUGACCUUUAAAAUCAGAUGUUAUUUAUUAUGCUCGUGUAGUUACUGAAGUGAAGUGGGAGCCAGGCCGAGCCCCACCUCUGAAUGUACAGCAUGUGGAUUUGUAACUGAAUGUAGGGAGCCAGAACCUUGUAUCUUGUGUUUACAGUUCUGAUCGAUUGCUUUGGAGAUGCUCAAUGGAUGUUGUUGAAAUAAAAAGUAAAUACCAUUUUUAAAUACUUCCUAAAUGAAAAACAUGUGACCAAACAAGUGGAACCCUCUGUUUUGUGAUGAAUGACACCAAACUCAACAUGCCUUUGUCACAAAAUGUUUACUGUGAGUGUUGGUCCAACAAUGCAGUGAUUUCCAGCCUUUAGAGCUGACACCUUCAUGAGUUUGUGGACUUUGUGACUUUUUCUUCCUGUCCUUAAAGUGCCAUAUACCACUUAAAAAACAUUAAAGUGAAUUCGAAUUAAA
Molecule: messenger RNA, 4731 nt
Organism: Onychomys torridus (southern grasshopper mouse)
Lineage: Eukaryota; Metazoa; Chordata; Mammalia; Rodentia; Cricetidae
Gene: Mfsd6
Product: major facilitator superfamily domain containing 6
Exons: 7
Coding region: 486-2885 (799 amino acids)
Biological process (GO): antigen processing and presentation of exogenous peptide antigen via MHC class I
Cellular component (GO): plasma membrane
Source: RefSeq, a predicted model, not a curated record